Linum tenue is the source of this 1242-nucleotide messenger RNA. NCBI's taxonomy places the organism in Eukaryota, Viridiplantae, Streptophyta, Magnoliopsida, Malpighiales, Linaceae. The record is from the annotation of a GenBank genome assembly.
AUGCUCUCGAAUUCUCUCUCUGAAACUCCGUCGGUGGCCUUGGCUUCUACUCCCUCCGGCCGACCACCGGACAUCAUGAUGGCUACGAAUGAUGGUGAUUCCCAAGCGAUCACGACAACACCGAUUGCGGACAGCCGGACAACUCCAUCGUCGGGAGGAUCUGUCUCCUCGGUCCCCGGAAAAUUCCAUGGAGAGCCGGCGCUGACAAUUUCCGACAGCUUCAAGGGAAGACUCUGCGCCCCGUGGCAGAAGACACUGGUGGUCCGCCUCCUAGGUCUUCGCAUCAGCUUCAACACCCUCUGUUCCAGACUCAAAUCCUUGUGGCGACCGACUGGCUCCAUCGAGAUCAUGGAUCUGGAUGAUACGUGCUACCUGGUUCAGCUUUCCAACGAUCAAGACUACUUUAAAGCCCUCACAAAUGGCCCGUGGGUCAUCUUCGAUCACUACCUGGCUGUUCAGCAAUGGACACCGAGUUUCGGAAUCCAUGACCCCCUCCCUAAAACUAUGAUUGUCUGGGUUCAGUUACCGGCGCUCAAAGUUCACUUCUACCACAAAGAGGUUCUGACGUCUCUAGGCAAUCUUAUUGGCCGCACCAUCAAACUUGACUACCACACGCUCAACAGGCAGAGAAGGAAGUUUGCAAGACUGGCAGUCGAAGUCGAUAUGUCUAAGCCAUUAACCCCCCGCAUCUGGUUGGACGGAUCAUGGCAGAAGGUCGAGUACGAGAACCUCCCGACGGUAUGUUUCGAAUGCGGUAAGAUCGGACACAGCUCUACGAGCUGCCCGACGUUGCGGAAGGAGGAGGCUCCGACUCAAGUUGCCGUCGCCGGUCGGGAUUCUUUGGCGUCGGCGGCCACCAUCGUGGCGGAACCCAACCCCGGUUUCGGGCCGUGGAUACUUGUUACCAAAAAGAGUCGCCACAAUCCUAGGGACCAGCAAAAAAAAGGUAACUUGGAGAGUGAAUCAGGGAAGGCAAGUGCUGGGCAAACCAACAGAAACGGGAAAGGUGGGCUGAAGGUUAAGGAAGGUGGAGAUUCCUUGAAUAUUACUAAUAUCCAAAAAUCGGUGGGGCUACAACGGCCGGUUGGGCAGGAAAGGAAAGGAAACCCAUCCACGAAGGAAGGGGAUAGCGCUACUGUAGCUGGCAAGGACAACAAAAAAGGGAAGGAAAUUGCGCGGGAAGGAAAUUGCGCGGGAAGGGAAUUCUCGGAGCAGGCUCGGCUAAAAGCCUCAUUAGUUUGA